AUGUCUGUGGCAGAGGUGGGCGAGUCUUUGGCUGACGGGUACGGCGGGAGAUAUGGUAGGCAAGAUUACUUGCGGUAUGGCUGUCAAGCUGUCGACGGCAAAGUUUCCGGGUGGCUACUCUGGGAACACGAUGUCAUAAAGGUUGUAACAACGGUGGGAUGUUGUUCCGGUGCGACAGGACGCCUUGCAGCUGCUAGUACCGUCUUAUCGUCCCGAGCAGCGCCUUUCGCCCUAUUCCGAGGCGGACAAAGUCAUCAAAACCUGGGUCCGGAGAUAAUACCUGGACGGCAACGCUCACUUAUACGUACCGUCGAAGCAGACGUCCGUAAGGAGCAGUACUCCACAAACCAACACCACCGGCGGCGAAAGAGCCUCCGCAACCCUCGGCGAAGACCUCUCGAGAAGGAGACUACAUUGCCAACAGUACACGCCGCUGUUCAAGCACAAGAUAUCCCUCUCUGGCGAAGCAAACAUGGCGAGGAGUAUUUAGAGGAAAUCAGUGGCCAAUUUGAGGCCAAGGAGGAGCUCGGCUUUGACUCGCACAGGACUUGA
This is a messenger RNA of Pyricularia grisea, 552 nucleotides long. RefSeq lists its product as uncharacterized. NCBI's taxonomy places the organism in Eukaryota, Fungi, Ascomycota, Sordariomycetes, Magnaporthales, Pyriculariaceae. The coding region runs from base 1 to 552 and encodes 183 amino acids. The transcript has a single exon. The record is from RefSeq and is a predicted model, not a curated record.